CAAAAAGAAAGACAGUACCAGGAAGGGAAAUGCUCGGAGGGCCCCGAGCCCUGGACUGAGAUCUUGCCCCUUUGGAGAACACAGCCGAGACCUGCCCAGGAGCUGGGAUGCUUUCCUGAGCUGCUGGGGUUGGAGCCUGGAACCUCAGGCUGAGAUGUUCGGUCAAGGAAGAACUGGCAGCCAGAGGAAUCUCGCCACUUUACAGAAGGGGAGGCACAGGCCGGAGAAGAGCAGAGAUUAGUCGAGAGACUGGACCCAGAAGUCCUGAAUCCCCGCGUGACACCAUCCCCGCCUCAGUUUUCAACCCACAUGUAUGGGACACAGUGCUAUUUCUGCCCCCUCAUCUAGAGAGGUGGUCAUUUUUCUGCCCAUCUCCUGACCCCUCCCCUUUGCCUCCCUCUUGGCACUGGGCAGACCCGGGCAGCUAUUCCAGGAACUGGAAGCCAAGCAACAACAGGUGCUCGGGAGGUCAUCAUGAUCGGCCCAGACCCCAGGCCUGCCCCUGGCUUGGCCCGGUGGGCUGAGAGCUACGAGGCUAAGAGCGAGCGCCGGCAGGAGACCCGUGAGAGCCGCCGCUGCCGCCCCAACGUGACCACUUGCCGCCUUGUGGGGAAGGCCCCGAGGACCCAGCAGAGGGAACAGCUCCGGAGAGCACGCCAGCAGCAGUUUUUCAGACGGAGGAACCUGGAGGUGGAGGAGAAAGGCAAGGCACAGAGCCCGCUGGCCAGGGAGCCAGGCCCCUCCAGGAGGACAGACCAGGCCGCUGACCUCAAGGAGCCCUUGUCUUGGGCCAACAGGAUCUCUUCCCCGAGACAGCAGGAGUCAGGGACCAGUUCCAAGGUCUUUGCAACCCAAAACCAUCCUCCUUCAGGCACCUGGAGGGAUCCAGCUGACCACCUCACCACCCAGGCUGGUGACCUUCCACCACAGGCCUCUCCCAUCAAGAAGGCAUCCAAACACCACCGUGGCACUCAGACAAAGGCAGGAGAAACACAGGCAACAAUCAAGAAUGAUGCCAGUCAGCAAACCAAUUAUGGAGUUGCAGUUCUAGAUAAGGAAAUCAUCCAGCUUUCUGAGUACCUCAAAGAGGCCCUACAAAGGGAGCUGGUUCUAAAACAGAAAAUGGUGAUUCUCCAAGACCUACUGUCUACCUUGAUUCAGGCCUCUGACAGCACUUGGAAGGGCCAGCUUAAUGAAGAGAAACUGAAGGGCAAACUGAGAUCCUUAGAAAACCAGCUGUACGCCUGUACCCAGAAAUACUCCCCUUGGGGAAUGAAAAAGGUGCUAUUAGAGAUGGAAGACCAGAAAAACAGCUAUGAGCAGAAGGCCAAGGAAUCACUGCAGAAGGUGCUGGAGGAGAAGAUGAGCGCAGAACAGCAACUGCAGAACACACAGCGGUCCCUGGCUCUAGCCGAGCAGAAGUGUGAAGAGUGGAAGAGCCAGUAUGAGGCUCUGAAGGAGGACUGGCGGACCCUGGGCACUCAGCACAGAGAGCUGGAGAGCCAGCUCCACGUGCUUCAGUCCAAACUGCAGGGAGCAGACAGCAGGGACUCACAGAUGAAGCAGGCCCUACGGCUUCUGGAGAGUGAGCACCAAGAGCUGCAGGCCAGGAUCGAAUGCCUGCAGGAGGACAGAGACCUGUGCAGCUCGGGCACCCAGCACCUGCAAGAUCAACUAAAGAGGUCAGAGGAGGAGAAACUCGCCCUGGUGACCAAAGUACAGCAGCUGCAGAGUCUGCUUCAGAACCAAUCCUUACAGCUUCAAGAACAGGAGAAACCCUUAACAAAGAAAGAUGAGGCUUUGCCUGUGAGGAGCCCAAAGCCCUCCCAUAACGAAGUGGAGCCUGAGGGUCCAGGGAAGGAGCAAGACUUGGAUUUCAGAGAUGAGCUCCAGAAGAAAACUCUGCAGCUCCUGGCCAAGGAAGAGGAGUGCCGAGAGCUGCAUUCGGAACUAGACAACCUCAGCGACGAGUACCUCUCCUGCCUGCGUAAGCUGCAGCACUGUCGGGAAGAGCUCAGCCAGAGCCGACAGCCGCCCCCCAGAAGGCAAUGUGGCCGGUGGCUCCUGAUGCUGACGGCGCUGACUGCUAUUGCAGUGGCAGUGAUGCUGGCCAAUAAGGACAGCCUGAUGCUCUAACUGGUGACCGCUGCCCUGGGUGAAAAUCAGAAACAAGAAACUCAGUUUAAAAAAAGAAAUGAAAAAACUCAGGUUUGGGUACUUCAAGGUCUGGGUUUUCCCAACGCAACUAAGAUUUUUGACUUACUAUUUUUUUAACCUGCUGUAAAAAUAAACAAAUAAAUUUCACCUGA
Molecule: messenger RNA, 2309 nt
Organism: Cervus elaphus (red deer)
Lineage: Eukaryota; Metazoa; Chordata; Mammalia; Artiodactyla; Cervidae
Gene: TRAF3IP3
Product: TRAF3 interacting protein 3
Exons: 16
Coding region: 475-2136 (553 amino acids)
Source: RefSeq, a predicted model, not a curated record